AUGUCUUCCUUUACCGUCACAGUUGACUGUGACUCUGGAAAUGAGUACGAUGGGCGCAUGGGAGUCCGGAUCUCGUCGAUCUUCGUCAUCGGCUUUGGUUCGAUGCUAGGUGCUCUAUUGCCAAUUGCUGCCGCUCGAACCAGGCGCAUGCGCGUUCCACCGCUGGCCUUCUUUAUCACAAAAUACUUCGGCUCCGGCGUCAUCGUCGCAACCGCGUUUAUACACCUCCUCUCCCCUGCCAAUGAAGCGCUGAAUUCGCCAUGUCUCACAGGCAGCAUCACAGAUUACGACUAUGCGCAGGGAAUUGCUCUAAUGUCCAUUUUUGUCAUGUUCUUCAUUGAGCUCAUGGCAGCGCGUUUUGACAUCUUUGGAGAGCAGGCCCAUGAUCUAGAGGCCUCCGAUCCUUCGAGGGACCUGAUUAGAAAGGCUGAAAAGGCCCACGAUCAGCACUCUACCGAUCAUAGUCAAGGUGUUCUCGAAGCUGCAGCAGAUGGGUCCGAAGGCCAGAAGCACUCUCAUGACCGUUCCGACAACUCAGCUUCUAUGGACCCGCAUUCGCAACCCAUGCAGACUAUCCCGUCCCGUAAGAGUAAAUCCAUUCCCGGAAGGGAGGACGACUUUACAUAUCCUCCCGGGGGCCAAGAUCAUCUGGGACACCAGCGCGAGCACAUGGUGGAGGACGACCAUUUUGUAGCGCAGCUGACUGCCAUCUUCAUCCUCGAAUUCGGCGUCGUGUUCCAUUCAGUCUUUAUUGGUCUCACCCUGGCUGUAGCCGGCGAUAAUUUCAACGUGUUGUACAUUGUGCUGGCCUUCCACCAAACAUUCGAGGGCCUCGGUCUGGGGUCCAGACUUGCCACCGCGAACUGGCCCAAGAAGAAAGCUUGGAUGCCGUGGGCGCUUGGCAUAAUAUAUGGUCUGACAACCCCAAUUGCCAUUGCCAUCGGGCUUGGCGUGCGGGAGACGUUCACGCCUGGCAGCCAGCGCACGCUGAUCGUGAACGGUGUCUUCGACUCCAUCAGUGCGGGCAUCCUAAUCUACACCGGAUUGGUAGAACUCAUGGCCCACGAGUUCAUGUUUAAUACAGAGAUGCGGAAGAGCUCCAUCAAGAUGAUGCUAUUUGCCUUCCUCUGUAUGUGCAUCGGUGCUCUGCUUAUGUCAGUACUCGGGAAAUGGGCUUGA
Messenger RNA from Venustampulla echinocandica, 1179 nucleotides. RefSeq lists its product as uncharacterized. The record is from RefSeq and is a predicted model, not a curated record. Gene Ontology annotation, cellular component: plasma membrane. NCBI's taxonomy places the organism in Eukaryota, Fungi, Ascomycota, Leotiomycetes, Helotiales, Pleuroascaceae. The transcript has 3 exons. Gene Ontology annotation, biological process: zinc ion import across plasma membrane. Bases 1 to 1179 code for a protein of 392 amino acids. Gene Ontology annotation, molecular function: low-affinity zinc ion transmembrane transporter activity.